CUCCUCACAUACAUGCAAGGUCAAGUACUCCACUACAUCCUGCAUUGCUAAUCCAACGUUUAUUCUCUUCCACAAAUGGGUUACUCUCUCUUUGGCACCAUGGUGAUGUUGCCUAUGUUAGUUCUUGCAUGCCUCUUAGGGAGUGUAUUUAGUAACUUCAGUGAAGAAUUUGAUAUAACUUGGGGUGAUGAUAGAGCUAAAAUGCUGAACAAUGGUGAAGCUUUAACUUUAUCGCUUGAUAAAAACUCUGGGUCUGGUUUCCAGUCCAAGAAUGAGUACUUGUAUGGGAAGUUUGAUAUUCAACUCAAACUUGUCCCGGGCAACUCUGCUGGCACUGUCAGCACUUACUACUUAUCAUCUCAAGGACCGAACCAUGACGAGAUUGAUUUCGAGUUCUUGGGGAAUUUAAGUGGAGAUCCUUAUAUAGUACAUACAAAUGUUUACAGCCAAGGGAAAGGAGACAGGGAACAACAAUUUCAUCUUUGGUUUGAUCCAACUCAAGAUUUCCACACCUACUCAAUCCUUUGGAACCCUCUACAUAUUGUGUUCUAUGUUGAUAGCACUCCUAUAAGAGAAUUCAAGAAUUCAGAAGCAAUGGGUGUUCCAUACCUUGAUAAGCAACCAAUGAGGGUCUAUUCAAGUUUAUGGGACGCUGAGGAUUGGGCGACAAGGGGUGGACUUAUCAAAACUGAUUGGACCCAAGCUCCCUUUAUAACAUCCUUUCAGAAUUUCAAAGCUGAUGCUUGUAUUCAGUCUUCUGCACCAUCUAGCCCUUCUUCACCUUGCUCAUCACUGAAUUCUACCGCUUCUUCUUCUGACAGAACUUGGCUAUAUCAAGAGCUUGACUUGAAGAGCCAAAAGAGACUGAGGCGAGUCCAGAAGAAAUUUAUGAUAUACAACUAUUGUACUGAUUCAAAACGUUUCCCACAAGGCUUCCCCCCUGAAUGCAGCAAGAAAUCUACCAAGUCCUAGCUUAGUAGUUCAACUCUUUUGUACACAUUGUAUGUUAUGUGUAAUAACUUGUUUUUAUUUUUGUUUUCUCAUUUUUCUUGUACUUAUGUAUGUAAAAGUGAUGAAUAAUACAAUCUAGUCGGGGACUAGUACUCAUGAUAUAGAGUUUCGCCCAACGU
Messenger RNA from Papaver somniferum (opium poppy), 1130 nucleotides. RefSeq names its product probable xyloglucan endotransglucosylase/hydrolase protein 25. The transcript has 3 exons. Gene Ontology annotation, biological process: xyloglucan metabolic process; cell wall biogenesis. Gene Ontology annotation, molecular function: xyloglucan:xyloglucosyl transferase activity; hydrolase activity, hydrolyzing O-glycosyl compounds. NCBI's taxonomy places the organism in Eukaryota, Viridiplantae, Streptophyta, Magnoliopsida, Ranunculales, Papaveraceae. The record is from RefSeq and is a predicted model, not a curated record. The coding region runs from base 76 to 972 and encodes 298 amino acids. Gene Ontology annotation, cellular component: cell wall; apoplast.